This is a messenger RNA of Schistosoma spindalis, 2399 nucleotides long. Lineage: Eukaryota; Metazoa; Platyhelminthes; Trematoda; Strigeidida; Schistosomatidae. The record is from the annotation of a GenBank genome assembly.
AUUCUAAAAGAAUAUACCUUUACACAAUGUUGGCCAUUAAUAUCAAUGAUAUAUGUAUAUAUAAAUAGAAUAUUAAAUGUACAAAUGAUUGUUUCUUUCAAAUUUAGCCAUAUAUCAAUAUGGUUAUAAUCGGAAAUUUAUUUGAUUGAUACCAUAACUACUAACAUUGUUUAUUAUAAUAAGUAGUAUAUAAUAUUUUAAUCAAAACAUCUAGUUCAAACCAAUUAAAAACAAUGUCAAUUAUUAAUUGAUUGUGAAAAUCAAUAAUACAAAUAAUGAGUCAACAACCUUUUUUAAUAACACGUUUGCCUGAGAAAAUCAUGCUGCAAAUUUUUUCGCAUUUAAGUCAUCCAGAAUUGUGUAAUAUUGCGCGUGUUUGCAAAAUGUGGCGUCGAUUAGCAUAUGAUCAUUCAUUGUGGCAGUCACUUAAUUUACGACCUGAAUAUGGUGGAAUAUUUGUGAGAUCAAUUGAUGAGCUAUUAAAUCUCAUUCAUCACAGAUCUGGGAGUGGGUUAAGGUGUAUUGAACUAUCCAGCGAUCUAGUCACUAUACCAGUUUUAGAGGAACUCGGAAAUCGAUGUCCAAAUCUUCGCUAUUUAACUCUAGAUUUUUCUAAUGCUAUGCAACUACAUGAUUUCAACGAAUUGGCUUCGUUCCCUUCAUCAAUUAAAUAUUUAUGUAUUUGUUUAAGUGAUGUGAUAUUUAUGGAAGGUUUAAUGAGAAAAAUCUAUUCAUGUUUAUCAGCGGUGGAAAUUUUGCACUUAAUUGGAACAUUUGAAUUAGCUACAGAGGAAGAAGAAGAAAUUUAUGAAGUCAUCAAUAUAAGUAAAAUUAAAGCCCAUACACCUAAUUUACGUGUUAUCAAUUUAUUUGGUAUCAACUUCAUUGAAGAUAGUCAUGUGGAAUUAUUAGCCAGUAAUUGUAUUCAUUUGGAAUGUGUCGCGCUUAAUUUUUGUUUAAAUGUUAAGGGUUCAUCAUUUACAUUAUUGAUUGCGAAUUGUAAAAAGUUGACAACCCUACUUCUAGAACAUUGUGGUCUCAAAGAUGAAUUUAUGAUGGCUGUACCAUGGGAAAAUUCAGGAAUUUGUGAACUUGAUAUAACCUCUACAGAAUUAUCUGCUGAAUGCCUUGAAAAUUUCUUAACACGUAUACCAUAUUUUACUUACUUGGCAGCAGGUCAUACAGAUUUUUUUACUGAUCAUAUAUUGAAUACACUUUGUGACAGUGGUAAAUUUAAGCAAGUCAAAGCUAUUGAUUUGAGCCAUACACCGGCACUUAACGAACAGUCCAUAACAAAUCUUCUUAAGCUUCAUGGUCAUCAGUUACAUGGUCUUAUGCUACAUGGAAAAGCUACUUUGGCUGAAUAUUUUUGGACUACUGUGAUUCCAUAUCUUGGUGCAAUAAAAGUUUGUGUACUUGGAGCAUCACAUGGUUGGUUUUUUAAAUACAACACACGAGUUCAUAUUGAUAAAAUUCUGGAAAGUUUUGCCGGAUUUUGUCCAAAUUUAGAAGCAUUAGAAAUACAAUGGGAUCCAGAUACUAUUCGGUUUAGUGAUAAAAGUAGAAAAUUCAUUGAUCGAAUUAGAAUCAAAUGUCCUCGGUUAAAGUCUUUAACUCUUAGUGAUGGAAAGUACUAUGAAAUGGUUAAAGGAAAUUUUGAAAGAGCAGAAUGUCCUAGAGUAGUACGCACUACAACUACAUAUAUUACAAGUAUUAUUAGCUUACUGAAACGUUAUAAGGAUUUGAGAUUUAAUUAAUUCUAUAAAACUUAUAUGUAAUCGCUCUUUUAGAUUUUAUACAAUUCAGAGAAAUAAUCAGGUGAAAGAAUAUUCAAAAAAUAAUAAUGAAUUGCAGAUAAUCACUUGGAAUUUUAAAUUGAUGUGCGAGUCCUAUAGUGCAGCCAAUGAAAUAACAUCCAAAUUUGUAUGUUGUUAAUUUGCGAAUAUCUUUUGAAAUCUGCUAUUGUGGAAUAAAUAGAAAAACACAAUCAUGUUUUAUAGAAAAUAUGAGUUUGCCUUUUUCAUUUUAAUUUUAAUUCCAUGUAAUAUUUUCCUUAAAAAGUAAAUAUCACUUGAUAUUUAAUAAGAGUAUAUUUGAAAUACUUUUAACACCAUAAAGCAUUUAAUAAUACAUGUUUGUCUUUUAGAUAAUAAAAAUAUUUAUCUAUCUUCAUAAAAUCAUAAAUACUAACCUUUCAGUGCAGGGCUGUGGAUCCUGUUUAUUUAUCAAAAUCUAUCAUGUGUACACUAUAUAUGACAAUAACUCUUUGAUUUUUACCCUCGAAAAAUUGUGAUCAGGUCCUGCAUCGAUAUAUUAAGUUUUUUGUUGAUCCUAGAUGAAGUCGCCUCUCUUCACUCUACUCAUUAUUUAUUUGUCUUGGUGGGUUAUCGUAUUUGUUG